GCUGUCGGUUGUUAGGCGCCGAGUCGCCAGUGUCGCCUCGCGCUCCAAUGGAGUGACUUCAUUCGCUUUAAGAUAAAAAGUGAAGAGUUUCACUCUUGAGAGUCUGAGCUGCUUCUAACGUGAUUUGCGGACAAAUUUAUUAAAUCUACCUUUUUCAAUUCUCGUCUACGUCUUACGCCGGGCCUCUCCGGGACCUGGGGCUUUUCCAAAUCUUCCGACAUUUUCGCAGCGUUGUUCAAUUUCAAAUCGGUGGUAUAUUUUGUGUAAUCUAACCAUAAAUGGCCGCUGAUGUGGCUUGCGUUUUAUACAUGUCUAACCGUAUUAUACGUUUUUAUACGUAGGAAAUGUAGAAAAGUGCUCGCAGCGCCAAAAUGCCCAACCCUAAUGAGCAGCAAGUGGAAUUGGAGAGUCAAUUUGUUAUGCGAUUGCCACCAGAACCUGCUAAAAUACUAAGAGAAGCUUUACGCAGCAGUCUGCCUUUAAAAGAUAGAUUAACUAUAAAACUAGAAAAUGAUAUGCGCUAUGGUGAGGUUAGAGUUGAUCAUUGGCUACUUCAUGCUAAGGUCAUGGAUCUGCCGACAAUAGUGGAAUCCUUAAAAACUAUUGAUAACAAAAGCUUUUACAAGACUGCUGAUAUAUGUCAAAUAGUAAUAUGCAAAGAAGAGGACGAUCCUUCGGCAACAGACGAGGAAUCUCCUGUUAAACAAAAGAAAAAAGAUCCAAAUAAGGUCGAUAAAAAAUUCCUCUGGCCUCAUGGUGUAACGCCACCCACCAAAAACGUAAGACGCAGGAGAUUUAGAAAAACCUUGAAGAAGAAAUACGUAGAAGCGCCGGAAAUUGAAAAGGAAGUGAAACGCCUGCUGCGCGUGGACAACGAUGCUGUUAAUGUUAAGUGGGAGGUGAUCUGUGAAGACGAAGAUCAGUCGAAACCUAGCAAGGUAUCAUCUUCGGGUACGGUUAAAACCAAGCGGGAGAGCAUUAACGGAAACACAUCUCAAAGUUUGGACGUUGCUGAACAUGAUAUAUUUGGUGAAGCUGUAAGUGACAGCGAAGAUGACGAUGAAGAAGCUAAUAUAAACGUGAUGGAACUAGAUGAGAAUAGCCGCCUUUCAGCGGAUAGCAGAGUUUCAGACUCCAAUUCUAUGCAAGCUACCUAUUCCGAGAGAUCGAGCAAUAAUGCAACAACGAGCAGUGGAUUGGUUACCGAGUUCAGCAAGGAAAUGUUCCAAAAUGAUAACAAUGAUAUGGAAAUUGACAAGCAACAGGAUGAUGCUACGCCAAAGAUCGCAAAAUUGGAGCAAUUUCAUUCAGAGUACAUCAUAUCGGAGAAUUAUACGGAAUCACCACCAGUUUCUGCAUCUAAAGAUUCGCGCCUUGCUACUCUUCAUGCGGAAUUGACGGAAUUACGGCAAAGGAGACAGCAACAAGAGAUUGAAAUAGCUAAUAUCGAAAAUGUUAAACUGAGACAGCGAUUCCAGGAGAUUCUAGAUAAUUUGUUAACUCAAGAAAUGCAAAAAGUGCAAGAGAUACAAGAGCUAGAACUGGAAUAGAAAGUGCAAUGCCGGAAUUCUCUAUAAAUUAUGUUUCUAACGAUUUCAUGAAAUUUUAGCAUAAUCAUUUCUUGAAAUUUGCUAAAAUUUCAGAAAAGGAUUUCUGAAGUCGUUUUGAAUAAAACUUUAUUUAAACUUUGUUACUUUUAAAUGAUUCUAGGAAUUGUGCUGUAAAAUGAUAAUAUGAUCAUAUAUAUUACAUUCAGAACAAUUACAUAGUACAUUGUAUACAAUUAAAAUAUAUACAGUUUUACG
Messenger RNA from Ooceraea biroi (clonal raider ant), 1805 nucleotides. RefSeq names its product TATA-box binding protein associated factor 7 (gene Taf7). Gene Ontology annotation, biological process: RNA polymerase II preinitiation complex assembly; transcription initiation at RNA polymerase II promoter. NCBI's taxonomy places the organism in Eukaryota, Metazoa, Arthropoda, Insecta, Hymenoptera, Formicidae. Gene Ontology annotation, molecular function: RNA polymerase II general transcription initiation factor activity. Gene Ontology annotation, cellular component: transcription factor TFIID complex. The record is from RefSeq and is a predicted model, not a curated record.